Molecule: messenger RNA, 1998 nt
Organism: Bemisia tabaci
Lineage: Eukaryota; Metazoa; Arthropoda; Insecta; Hemiptera; Aleyrodidae
Biological process (GO): ubiquitin-dependent protein catabolic process; Wnt signaling pathway
Cellular component (GO): nucleus; cytoplasm
Molecular function (GO): ubiquitin protein ligase activity; zinc ion binding; poly-ADP-D-ribose binding
Source: RefSeq, a predicted model, not a curated record
ACCCGAUGUACCCGAUACCGUGUGACGUCCAGAGGGUACGAAAUGCGACCACCAUUCUUUAUCCGCCUUGGGUUUUGUGUUUUGUCGUUUCUCGUUUGUCCUGUCUGUUGUGAUUUUGAAAAUUUCAAAUAUCUAGCAAUGGUCCACUACUCUUAUCUAGAACAUUCAGAAAAGUAGGUGUGUUAAUCGAAGGAGAUUAAUCAAAUUGUCAAAUCUUGCACUAAGAUGGCUGACCAGUGUGCUGGAAUAACAUCCUCAGGCGUUGGGUCACAAACCACAGCUACUGGAUCAUCUUCUGCCCAAUGUGCCACAGCAUCAAGUGCAGAAGUUAGCAGUCCUCAAACAACCGCAACCACUGAUAUACCCUCUACUCAAUGUGCCACAACAUCAAGUACAGCUGCCAACAGCCCUCAGACAACCACAACCACUGAUAUACCCUCUGCUCAAUGUGCUGCAACAUCAAGUACAGCGGUCAACAGCCCUCGAACAACCACAGACGCAUCCUCUGCCCAGUCUGCUGGAGCAUCUAGUAAUGUCUCUGACCGUGAUUGUGCGGUUUGUCUGGAGACAAUGAUUCAGCCAACUGAGUUACCGUGUAAACAUGUCUUCUGUUUCUUGUGCGUGAAAGGAAUCGCCCAAAAAACCAGAUGCUGUGCGCUCUGCAGGAGAGAAAUUCCUUUAAAUUAUUUUGAUAGUCCUCAUCUCUUAAGUGACCCUGAUUCUGAGAAAGUGAAGGGGAAAACAUGCUCUGAUGAUGAGGAUAGACCACUCUGGUAUUACAAAGGGAGAAGUGGUUGGUGGCAGUAUGAUGAUCGCACCAGACUAGAACUCGAAAACGCUUAUUCAAAAAAAGAACAGUUUUGUGAAGUUUUAAUAGCAGGAUACCUGUAUGUUAUCGACUUCGGAUGCAUGACUCAGUACCGGAAAGAUGACCCAAUUCGCCGAAGAUCGGUUAAAAGAGAGACACAGCCAAUCAAAGUCAAAGGUGUUGCCGGAGUUCCUUUACCAAACCAAAGUGAUAAGACAUCCAAUUCAUCUGGAUGUCCUCAGCCAAAUGCAAGCGCCAGUCACACAGGUCGCGCAAUGCACCAUUCUGAUGCAGAUAACCCUGGACCAUCUUGUUCUAUUCUACUUCUGGACUUUAGACCAUCACAUGCUGGACCUUCAGCAAGCAGCAGAUCACAAUCAAAGAAGAAGGAUUCUCAAGGAGGGUGUGCAACGGUAGGAGAAGUUAUAAUCCUAACCAGUGAUAGUGAGGAGAGUGAUUCUGAUGAUUCCUUGGAAAUGAGUGAUGAUGAUCUCAGUGAACUUGAUGACGACGACAUAGGAGGAGAUUAUUAUGAUGAUGACAUGGAGGAUGAUGAUGAUGACGGUGUAGACUUAGAAGAUGGAGAAAGUAGUAGUGAAGAUGAUCCUGAUGUUGUUUGGAAUCUUCACUUUUAUGGUGGUCCACAAGGUGUGAGAAAACGGAAAGCACCUGCCGCAAGUGCAUCUUCAUCCACGAAAAAAAAUCAAAGCAGCAUAGAUUACAAAACAGCAUUGAGACUGAUGAAAGCUGAACACACCCAUCUAAGAGAGUCUAUCAAAUUGAAACACACACGAGCGCUCAUGGAGAAGAAAAAACCUAAAGACGUACAGUUAUUGAAAAAACAAAACUCCCUUACAUUGGAGAAACUAAAGAGAAAACACUUAAAAGAAUUGAUGAAAUUGAAAAUGCAGUACAAAAUGCGAAACCAGAAAAAAUGAAAAAAUUACUAAAGAUGUCAGUGGAGGAUUAUGUGCAGUAAAUUGUCAGAUUCUCAACCAUUCAGUUUUUAUAGGCUUCAAAAGCCCCUCUACCUCAAGAUUUCCAGACGAGUAAUUUUCUAGAUUGUCCUACCUUUAAGGAAUUUCCUUGGCGUUAUUUUUUUCAAAUUUUUCUAUAGUAUCAUGAAUUUUUUCCGGGCCUCUCUUUCCGGAAAAUGUAUCUAUCUGGUUCAGACCGUAUGAUUUUUGCCA